AUGACCUCUUUUCGAUCCAUCUUUAUCCCAGCAUUCAUCGCUCUAGCAGCCAUUGCCUUAUUCCAACACCGUAUCAAGGACACAGCUACUUAUACCUUUGAGUUGUUAAAGAACUUAACACAUUUGUCUUAUUCACCUGACAACAAAAUUAACACUCAAGAUCAUCACCUUUACGCUACCGAAAUGUCUGCCACUCGAGCUAUCCGCAAGGUCUUCCUUGCCGUCGAGCAAUCAGAGGGUGCCGGUGCUCGCGUUCGUCGCUCAAUUGGCACUCCUCAGCUUCGCAACUUUUCUCCUUUCCUCAUGCUCGAUCACUUCUCUGUGAAGCCUGGCGCCGGUUUCCCUGAUCACCCUCACCGCGGCCAAGAAACCAUCACCUAUCUCCUUGAAGGCGGCAUGGACCACGAGGACUUUGCCGGUAACAGAGGUACUCUCUCCGCUGGAGAUCUUCAGUUCAUGACUGCUGGAAAAGGGAUCAUGCACGCUGAAAUGCCCCAGCAAAACGCAGACGGCAGUGCAAACGUCGGUCUUCAGCUCUGGGUCGACCUCCCCAAGGAGCUCAAGUCCUGUGAACCUCGCUACCGCGAUCUCCGCGGCUCUGAGAUCCCCGUUGCCAACAUUGACGAUGACAAGGUCACCGUCAAGGUCAUCUCAGGCCAGAGCCACGGCAUCGACUCUGUGAAGGAUCUCGCCUACACCCCUGUCUGGUUCCUCGACAUCGAGAUCCGUCCCGGAGGCAAGAUCAGCCAGCCUCUGCCUCCGAACUGGAAUGCCUUCGCCUACACGCUAAAAGGCGAUGUCAUCGUCGGCAAGGAUGACCAGCGCCGUGUUGUCGGCCAGUACCACAACAUUGUCUUCGAGCCCGAGGGUGACGUUGUCCACUUCGAGGUCGACGCCGGUGCGACCAAGUCCGCUCGUCUGGCCCUCAUCGCUGGUACUCCUCUCGACCAGCCCGUAAUGCAAUACGGACCUUUCGUCCUCACCUCCAAGGAGGAAGUUGCCAAGGCUCUAUUUGACUACCAAACUCACUCCAACGGCUUUGAGCGAGCUGAUGGCUGGCAGAGUGAGAUUGGCAAGUCCAUGAGGGACUAG
This is a messenger RNA of Fusarium sp. VM40, 1092 nucleotides long. The record is from the annotation of a GenBank genome assembly. NCBI's taxonomy places the organism in Eukaryota, Fungi, Ascomycota, Sordariomycetes, Hypocreales, Nectriaceae.